This is a messenger RNA of Paramisgurnus dabryanus, 2240 nucleotides long. It is a transcript of the gene zmynd10, whose product is annotated as zinc finger, MYND-type containing 10. Gene Ontology annotation, cellular component: cytoplasm; centriolar satellite. Gene Ontology annotation, biological process: inner dynein arm assembly; motile cilium assembly; outer dynein arm assembly. Lineage: Eukaryota; Metazoa; Chordata; Actinopteri; Cypriniformes; Cobitidae. The record is from RefSeq and is a predicted model, not a curated record.
UAGUAACAACGCGAAAGGUCUGUUGGAGUAUAAGAGCGCGUGGAGAGACUAUAAAACAAGUUUAUUUUUCACAACAAAGAUCAUCCAGUUAAAUAUGGAUUCAGUAGUUCUACACGGAGAGGCUGAAAUGUAUAUUCAGAGUCUGGAGAGGAUGUCACUUCGUGAAAUCGGAAGUCCAAAGUGGUUUCGCCAGCACGAGUUCAUUGAGAAACUUAAUAUGCAAGCUAUUCUAAAUGCUAAGGCCUGUCAAGAGGAAUUUAUCAAGGACCUAUUGGUUUCACACGGAAAGGUACCCACACUGAUACAUGCACUGAUACUUACAGAAGUCUGGAAACAUAAAUUGUUUCCCAUAAUUUGCAAACUAAAGGACUUCAAUCCAAAGAGCACAUUUCAACUCUACAUGGUGAUUCACCACGAAGCUACCAUUAUAAAUCUCUUGGAGACAAUUAUGUACCACAAGGAGUCCAGUGAGUCGGCUGAUGAUGCAGUGGUUGACUUGGUGGAUUACUGUCAUCGUAAACUCACGCUGCUGGCAGGACGCUCUGUCUGUGGAGAGAUCCCAGCUAAGGACCGAAUUACACAUGUACCACUGUCAGAUGCCGCAUCAAUACAGGAUUUGCAAAGACAAAGUGAUAUGUUAGAGUUUGAGAUCUCUGUCAAGGCUCUGUCAGUGCUGUGCUACAUUACUGAUCACAUAGAGAGCUUGAGUUUAAGUGUGCUUACAAGGAUGCUGAGCACUCAUAAUUUGCCAUGUGUGCUGGUUCAGUUGGUGGAAAACUGCCCCUGGAACAGAGGUAAAUCAGAGAAAUACACAGAGGGUAAGUGGAGUCCUGUCCUGCCAGAGGAUCACUUAAAGUUGAGCAAACAUGAUGGCCAGGUGUGGAUUGCUUUGCUUAACCUAAUACUCAAACCAGACUGCCAGAAGAAAUAUGAUUUCAAUACCUUUAACAAAAAUCAACUCUUGAAGCUUCGUGGACAUUUGACAGACGCUGUGAUAGAUCAGUUACCAAACCUAGUUGAUCUGAAAAACUUUCUCAGUCAGCUUGCUCUCACAGAUCCAGCACCUCCUAAAAAAGAUCUAAUCUUGGAGCAGUUGCCAGAGAUAUGGAAUAAUAUUGUAAUGGAGAACUCCAACAAGUGGAAAGCCAUUGCUAAACACCAAGUGACACACGUUUUCAACCCCUCUGAAAAUGACUUACGAGAACAAGCUAGCAGGUUGGCUGAAACAUAUAAUCUGGAUGUGAUGGAGAAUCUAAUCCCAGACAAACCCAAGUGCGGAUCUUGUGGAAGACAGGGUGCAAAACGUUGCUCUCGAUGUCAGGGAGAGUGGUAUUGCAACAGAGAAUGCCAGGUGAAACACUGGCCCAAGCACAAGCCUGUGUGUCAACUUAUGACAGAUGCUAUGCAAAAACUGCAGAAGGAAUUGGUAAUCAAAAGCUAAGGUACAGCAUUGCAAAAUGCAAGAAGUUGGUUGGAAAAUGAGCAACACAUAAGAGGAAUGCUGUGUAACAAGUACAUAUGAACACAAAGACUAUGAACUGAAAUAUUGUUAAUGGUUUCUUUAAUGAGCUGGUCAUCAUAAAUAGUGAGGUAUAAUACCUAGGAAAAUGCCUAUACAUAUGCUUAUAGCCUAUAAGUAUGCAUGUUUAAAGAUAAGUUAUAUUUCAAAUUUUUUUGAUUGUGGAAUUUACAAACAGUAAUGCAUUAUUAAAUAUAAAAUAGUUUAAGUUCUUUCUGUUGUGUUAAUGUUAAACAAUUGUCAAACUGGUCUGAUGCAUUCUUUUAGCAUUCAAAUAUUCAUAUAAUUGCAUGCAGCAGAAUAAUGCCUAAAUAAAACCUUUUACCUUAUCUGUUUCUUAAAAUUAAAGGGUUGCAAUUCUUGAACUCUUUGGUCUUCAAGCAAAGAGCCCUAACAUAUUAAAAGUAACCAAAAACUAUUUUAUUGUGAUUAAACAAAUGAAAGGAUCACUUGGACCAUGCAUAUUAAACUUCAGUCAUGGGGGGGCCACAUAUUCCUGCAGUGUUUAGCUCCAACCUUAAUCAAGCAACCUAGCUAAAAAAAGUCUUCAGUAUUACUUCAAAUUAAAAAUCGGUGUUGGAGCAAUUUUGGACUGUAAACCCUGCAUGAGGCUUUUCAGGCAGUUUAAUACCUAACUUGGAAAUAAAGGUCACUUUGAGUUGUAUGCUUUAAGAACAAGUGUCCUUAAGGUUUCAAAUAAUUUACCUGGUUGUCACAAUUA